GUGUGAAAAUGGCAUCUCUUAGAGCUUGAAGAAGUUGCAAGGAAAUUGCCAAGAAGUUACUGAACAUCUUUCUUUCAAUAAUUGACUCAAUGCAUGACUUCACUUUAAGGAAGUUGCCAUGAAGAUACCAUUAACUGAUAGGUAUGGUGUGAGAAAGCGGCAUGGGAUUGUCCCUUUCAAGGAUGGUCGAUGAUGUACAGUGAUCAGGCAUUACAUCCUGACGUACACUGACUAAUUUCUUCCAUGGCCUUAUCUACAAUCUCUUCUUCGUCUUCUUCUUCUUCUUCAGUCACCUCUCCAUGGCUCUACGAUGUGUUCUUGAGCUUUAGAGGAGAAGAUACCCGUGAUACUUUUACUUCCCAUCUAUACCAUGCUUUGAUUCAAAAGGGAAUCCGUACCUUCAUAGAUGAUGAUGAAGUUAAAAGGGGUGAUGAGAUUUCAACUAAACUCCUCCCAGCCAUAGAAGAUUCAAGGAUUUCCAUCAUUGUACUCUCAAAAAAUUAUGCAUCGUCUACAUGGUGUUUGGAUGAGUUAGUGAAGAUUCUUGAGUGUAAAAAAUCAAAGCAACAAAUAGUUUUACCUGUGUUUUACCACGUAGAUCCAUCAGAUAUUCGACAUCAAAACGGAAGUUUUGGGGAAGCAUUGGCUAAACAUGCUGAGAAAUUGAAUGUAGAUCACAUGAAGUUGCAGAUGUGGAAGGCAGCCCUACGAGAAGUUGCUAAUUUGUCCGGGGACCAUCUGAUCAGAAAUGGGAAUGAAUCAAAAUUCAUUGAAAAAAUCGUUCAAGACGUUUCAAGAAUGGCAAACAAUCAUUUAUAUUUACAUGUUGCCGAGCAUCCCGUUGGAUUAGAACCUCAUGUAGAACAUGUCAAUUUGCUUUUAAGGGUUGGAAUGAAAGACAUACGAAUGAUAGGAAUUUUUGGACUUGGGGGAAUUGGUAAGACUACUCUAGCCAAAGCAAUUUAUAACUCGAUUGCUUUUCGAUUUGAAGCUAGUUAUUUUCUUCCAAUUGAUAGCGACACUAGGAAUCAAGUGAAUCGUUUGGUCCAACUGCAAGAGACACUUCUUUCUAAGAUCUUUGGAGAAUGUAAAAGUUUGAAGGUUGAUAGUAUUGAUAAGGGAAUGACUAUGAUAAAGCGUAGGCUUCGUUCUAAAAGAGUUCUUCUAAUUCUUGAUGCUGUACACCACUUGGAUCAAUUAAAAAAAUUAGCAGGAGCUUGUGAUUGGUUUGGUGAAGGAAGUAGAAUCAUCAUCACAACAAGAGAUCAACACUUAUUGACUGCUCAUGGCGUUGAUUCAACAUUUGAGAUGACGGGAAUGAAUCAAGAUGAUGCUUGUCAACUAUUUUGUAGGCAUGCUUUCCAAAGAGAGAAACCGGUUGACGGUUAUGGAGAGUUUGUAGAACAGAUUGUAAAUUAUGCUCAAAGGCUUCCACUAGCUUUAACAGUGCUUGGUUUGGAUUUAAAUGGUAGAAGUGAAAAAAGUGAGUGGGAAAGUGCAUUGGAUCAGUACAGGAAAAUCCCUCACGAAGAUAUUCAAAAAAUACUUCAAACAAGUUAUGAUAGAUUAAGUGAAAAUGAACAGAAUGUUUUUCUUGACAUUGCAUGUUUUUUUUUCAAUGGACAAGGGCUUGAUCAUGUCAUUAAGAUACUAGAUAGUUUUGAUUUUUACCCAAACUCUUGCAUCCCAAGACUUAAGGAGAAGUGCCUUAUUUCGGAGGAUUUCUACGGAAGAUUGCAAAUGCACGACUUGUUACGAGAUAUGGGUAGAGAAGUUGUUCGAAAAGAAUCUCCCAAAAAUCCAGGAGAACGUAGCAGAUUAUUCCGUCAUAAAGACGUUCGCAAUGUACUGGAGGAAGAUAUAGGAACAUGUAGAGUUGAAGCAAUUGUUCUAGAUUUUCCUAAAGGUGAUGAUAUUAUCCGCUUGGAUCCCAAGGCCUUCAAGAAUUUGAAAAGACUCCGAUUAUUUAUUUGCCGCAAUGCACAGUUUUCUGAAGAACUUAAUUCUCUACCUGAUGAAUAAUAGUGCUUGAUUGGAGUAACUGUCCUUUACAAUCUAUGCCAUCUAAAUUUCGUGGGGACAAACUCUCUAUUCUACGCAUGCCCGGUAGUCGCAUCCAAGAGAUACACUUGGAAUAUUUUAAGAAUCUCACAGUUAUAAAAUUCUGGUGUUGUGAAUUCAUAACGAAACUCUCGGAUAUUUCAAGCUGCCCAAAUCUGAAGGAAAUAGAUCUUAGUUUUUGUAAAAAUCUAGUUGAAGUUCAUGAUUCUGUUGGAUUCCUUGAUAAGCUUGUUGUAUUGGAACUUAAUGGAUGUGACAACCUAAAGCGCUUACCAAGGAGACUCCGAUUGAGAUCUCUGCAAGACCUUGAACUUAGUGGUUGCUCAAGCCUUCAAAACUUUCCUGAAAUUGAAUGUGAAAUGAAACAUUUAGCAAAGUCGAGUUAUCGGGCACCGCAAUAGAAGAAUUGCCUUCAUCCAUUGGGUACCUCACUGGGAUUGAAAGUUUAAACCUAAGGCACUCUGUAAACCUGAAGCGUCUACCAAGUAGCAUUAAUCAGUUGAGAUCUCUAACGUGGUUUACACUCAACAAUUGUCCAAAUAUUAUAAGUUUUGGGAUGGAGGAGGAGGAGGUGCAUAAUGGACAACCCACGCCCUAUGUAGUGUCUACAAGCUGGGACAAUGAAGCUUCAUUGGGUGAAAACUUAUUCACAUUGGAUCUCAGUAACUCUGGCGUAUCAAAAUCGAAUUUCUUGGGGCCAUUUCAUUUCUUUCCCAAUAUGAAGGCAUUAUAUCUAUCAGAAAGUGAUAUCGUAAGCAUUCCUUCAAGCAUCAAAACAUAUGUUGGAUUGUGCAUUCUUCAAUUCAUUGAUUGCAAGCAACUUCAAGAAAUUAAAAAGUUUCCACCGAAUCUAAUGGUAUUAAAUGCUAGAGGAUGCAUAUCACUGGAAAGUUUACCAGAAAUAUCAAAAGAAUUCAAUUUCCCAUGGCCAGAUGAUUUUAACUUGGCCAGAUGCUAUAAAGUGAAUAUGGGAAAUUGGAUGAAUAUGGGAAAUUGGAUGACAAAUGCUGCAUGGAAUGGAGCUCGCAUGAUAUUUCCGGGAGAGAAGAUUCCAGAUUGGUUCAGCAAUUGCAGGGAGAUCACUUCAAAUAGUCGUCGAUGUGAAUUUGAUAUUAAAGUGGCCCCACCGUAUAAUUUGGAUGACAUAAUAGGAAUUGCUAUUUGUGUUGUUAUUGAACCCAUUGCAACUAUUGAGUUGGGCGUUUACAUCAUGAGAGGAGAUACUGACGUCGGUCAUUCUUUGGAUGAAUGUGCAAAACUUAAUGAAAUUGAUUCAGAUCAUGUAUGG
Messenger RNA from Juglans regia (Persian walnut), 3349 nucleotides. RefSeq names its product disease resistance protein RPV1-like. Gene Ontology annotation, molecular function: ADP binding; ATP hydrolysis activity. The record is from RefSeq and is a predicted model, not a curated record. Gene Ontology annotation, biological process: signal transduction; defense response. The coding region runs from base 244 to 2022 and encodes 592 amino acids. The transcript is spliced from 5 exons. Lineage: Eukaryota; Viridiplantae; Streptophyta; Magnoliopsida; Fagales; Juglandaceae.